Molecule: messenger RNA, 1713 nt
Organism: Poecile atricapillus (Black-capped chickadee)
Lineage: Eukaryota; Metazoa; Chordata; Aves; Passeriformes; Paridae
Gene: NME8
Product: NME/NM23 family member 8
Exons: 15
Coding region: 1-1713 (570 amino acids)
Biological process (GO): GTP biosynthetic process; CTP biosynthetic process; UTP biosynthetic process
Molecular function (GO): nucleoside diphosphate kinase activity
Source: RefSeq, a predicted model, not a curated record
AUGGCAGGCAAGAAAAAAGAAAUCCAGCUCCAGACCGUAAUAGCCACUCAAGACCAGUGGGAUGAAAUGCUGCAGAUAAAGGGUAUAGUAGUAAUAGAUGUGUAUCGAGCUUGGUGUGGUCCUUGCAAAGCUGUGAUGAAUUUAUUCAGAAAACUAAGGAUUGACUUUAGUGAUGACAAUAUGCUGCAUUUUGCUGUGGCAGAAGCUGACAGCGUUGAAACUCUGAAACCAUUUAGGAGGAGCUGUGAACCUGUGUUUCUUUUUUGUGUUCAUGGUAAAAUUCUUGCCAUGGUGAAAGGUGUAAAUGCUCCUCUCAUCACUAAGACAGUAACAGAGCUAGUGCAAGAAGAGAGGGAAAUUGCAGCUGGAGAAAAGGAACGUGCUGAGGUAGAAGAACUUGUUUUUCCAGAAGAAGGUUCAUCAGAAGGCUCUGCUGAGGAGGCUGUAGAGGAGGAAGUACUCACUUAUUCUGUUGGAAUUAUAAAACCUGAUGAUGUCUUAGCGGGACGCGUAGAAGAAAUUAAGAAAAAGAUUAGAGAUGCAGGAUUUGACAUUAAAGCAGCAGAGGAGAGAAUGCUUACAGAAGAGCAAAUCAGAGUAUUUUAUGCCCGGAAUAAAGAUGAGCCUGACUUUGACGCAUUUGUUAAAUUCAUGAUGAGUGGACCAUGCCAUGUUUUGAUAAUCAGUAAACUAGAAGCAACUGAUGCAAUUCCUCAAUGGAAAGAGCUACACAAAACAAGUGAGUCUGGUGAGCCUGAGGAGCCAGCCAAGGUGCCAGCAGUUACAGAAACUGAGAGUCUGGUAAAUUUAUGUGAUGUGCAAGACAGUGUUGAAGAUGCCAGCAGACAACUUGCCUUCUUUUUCCCAAAUUUUCAUAUAAAUGCAGAACAUGCUGAAAGGACUUUGGCCAUAAUUAGACCUACUCUCCUGAAGGAAAGGCGAGAUUCCAUCAUGCAAAGGAUAAAGGAUGAUGGUUUCCAAAUAGCAAUGCAGAAGGAAAUAAUUCUGUCUGAGGAACAAGUACGUACAUUUUACAGUGAGCAUGUAAAUCAAGACUACUUCCCAGCCCUUCUAGAGCAAAUGACCAGUGGUCCAACUCUUGUAUUGGCUCUAACACGAGAAAAUGCUGUAUCACACUGGAGGAAUUUACUAGGUCCAAAGACUCUUGAAAAGGCUAAGGAAAAUCCAGAGAGUUUGCGUGCACAGUAUGCAUUUGAAAACAUACCUAUCAAUCAGCUGCACGGCAGCUCUACACUCAGUGACGCUCAGAAGGAACUAGAGUUCUUCUUCCCUGAGGAGCAAACCCUUGCAUUAAUCAAACCUGAAGCUGCUAAGACUCAUAAAGAUGAAAUUAUGAAUAAAGUGAAAGAGGCUGGAUUUAACAUCUCAAAGAUAAAAGAACAAGCUUUAACUCGUGAAAUGGCUGCACAGAUUUACAAGGAUCACCAAGGAAAACCCUUUUUUGAGGAGUUGGUGAAUUGUAUGACAGAGGGUCCAUCAGUGAUAAUGGUCUUAUCAAAGGAAAAUGCUGUAGAAGAGUGGAGGAACCUAAUGGGCCCAGCUGAUCCAGAAGAGGCAAAGAAGACCUGUCCUGAAUCAAUUCGGGCUCAGUUUGCACACGAUAUUUUGUCUAAUGCUGUUCAUGGAUCAUCUAAUGUAGAACAUGCAGAGAGAAGCAUUCAGUUUGCAUUUGGAGAGCUGGAUGCAGACUAA